GUGCCAGUCACUCGACGUCCAACGUAACGACAACGUUCGAAGAAGACGCUUAACAGUAAAACAGCUGUUCGUUGCAAAUAGCUUGGGCGAAUUGAAAAAUAUCGAUACAUCGAUAACGAAUCUAUACCACGUCGGAUUUUUUCUUCAACGUUCAAACAGCUGUUUUGGGGUAAAUAGCGCUGCUCGUGAGUGCGAAUGAAAAAGAAAGCAUCUGGGGUAUAUUCACAAAGAAGAAGCAACAAUCACAAUAUUGCUCAGCAAAAUUAAAUACAAAGUAAAAUAAAAACAAACAUCUAUCUAAACGUGACACGGGUGUUUGCUAAAUUGAACGACGCGCGUGCGAUUUGAUUGAAGGCAAUAACUCGCAAAACAUUGACAAUUGUGAAUAGUGUGUGGCAGACGAUGCUCAAGCACUGACGACGCUGGCAAGUCGUCCAAAAAAAAGUUGAACCGAACGGUCAACGUCACCGAACGUCGUGUAAUUGGUUCAACAAAGGAAUUACGUAUAUAACGCGAUGCAUUUAUAAUAUAUGUAUAUACAUAGUAUGCCUAAAGGCUAUAGCGUGUGCAGUUCAGUUUCGUUUUCUCCUCGUACUUGUGUGAUAAAUUUAUUUUAACAAAAUCUUCAAUCGUCAACGAUUUCGCCUCACUGUGCAUUGGAAACAGUUUACAUUUUUUAAUUUUACGGUCGCCUGCAAUCGUCGAGCUGUUAAAACAUGUCGUUAAAUGAGGGAUAUCACAAUAAAAUCGAGCCUGGAGCCGGCAGCGCUGGAGAUGAUCAGGCAUCCGGUUCGGGAAACGGCAGCGCCAGAGGGAGCACAGCUGGCGAUGGUCCUAGUCAUAGCACGCAAAUGCAUCAACAGAUGUUGAAUGAAACAACAUAUCUGAAACCCUCGAAACAGGCGUAUUUUAGUGAUGAGAAGGUGCUCAUACCUGAUGAUGAUCGCACAAAUAUCGGUUUCAGUUUUCGCAAGCUGUGGGCCUUCACGGGACCCGGUUUUCUCAUGUCUAUUGCGUAUCUAGAUCCGGGCAAUAUUGAAUCCGAUUUGCAAUCGGGCGCAGCAGCCAAAUACAAAAUUCUGUGGGUUCUCUUAUGGGCCACUGUCUUGGGUCUACUUAUGCAACGCUUGGCUGCAAGAUUGGGCGUCGUGACAGGUCUGCAUCUUGCCGAGAUGUGCUAUCGCCAGUAUAAACGCUUGCCGCGCUGGAUACUCUGGAUUAUGAUUGAGAUUGCCAUUAUUGGCUCUGACAUGCAGGAGGUUAUUGGAACAGCCAUUGCCAUAUAUCUCUUAUCCAAUAAAGUUGUGCCUUUGUGGGGUGGAGUUCUGAUCACCAUUGUCGAUACAUUUACGUUCCUAUUUUUGGAUAAGUAUGGAUUGCGUAAGCUGGAGUUCCUAUUUGGUUUCUUAAUCACUGUUAUGGCCGUCACGUUCGGCUAUGAGUAUAUUGUCUCAGCACCCAAUCAAGGAGAUGUUAUGAAGGGCAUGUUUAUACCAUGGUGCUCCGAUUGCAAUUCGGAUGUGUUGCUGCAGGCGGUGGGCGUGGUUGGUGCUGUUAUUAUGCCACACAAUCUGUAUUUGCACUCUGCCUUGGUGAAGUCUCGCGAUGUGGAUCGUCGCCAGCCAAAGAAAGUGAGCGAAGCGAAUUUCUAUUUCUUCAUUGAAGCCUCGAUUGCCUUGUUUGUCUCCUUUAUCAUCAAUCUGUUUGUUGUCGCUGUCUUUGCCCAUGGCAUGUAUGGCAAAACCAAUCAAGAUGUGCUGGAUAUCUGUGCUAACCAAACUAUGUACGAGGACGCCAAAUUGUCCUUUACUGACAAUAAUCACGGAAAUGAUAUUAUUAAUGCGGAUCUGUACAAAGGCGGUCUGUUCUUGGGCUGCACAUUUGGAGCUGCUGCCAUGUACAUAUGGGGCGUUGGUAUCUUGGCCGCUGGCCAGAGCUCCACAAUGACUGGCACUUAUGCUGGACAGUUCUCAAUGGAGGGUUUCCUCAAUCUGCAAUGGCCACGGUGGUGUCGCGUGCUGGUCACGCGGUGCAUUGCCAUCAUUCCCACCUUUUGUCUAGCCAUGUUCAGCAAAAUGGAAGACCUAACCAAUAUGAAUGACAUAUUGAAUGCGGUCAUGUCGUUGCAGCUGCCAUUCGCUGCAAUACCCACCAUAGCAUUCACCUCAAGUGCAGCCAUCAUGGGCGAGUUUGUCAAUGGACUCGGCAACAAAAUCGUUUCCAUAUUGCUCACAAUUGUGGUUAUUGGCGUUAAUUUAUACUUUGUGGUCGCCCAAGUGGAAGCGCUGAACAUUGAAGGCGGCCUGUUAGCACUCGUCUGCAUAUUUGCUGUAUUAUACAUACUGUUUAAUAUAUAUCUUGUGAUACACAUGGCCGCCUGCAUGGGCAACAAGCGUCUGAUGAAUAGUCGGUGGGUCCAACGUUUCGUGUUGCCAAGCCAGAAUAGCUUUUCUAUAAAGAACGCCAACUCAACAUAUGCCAGUGAUGUUACCUUAGUUGUAGGCGAUAACACUAACACUGCCAAAGGUCUCGAUACUGUUUCGGAAAAGGUGGCUCAGUGAUUCAAUUUGAAUCAUUAGCCUUACCAUUUACUUAGCUCUUACAGGAGACCCCACACUUUUGUGAUAUUAACACUAAAUCACGCGCCUAACAACACUAACAAUUCCAUAAACAAUGAAAUAAUUGUAGGAUCCUUAGAUACACAUCAUAAGAAUUUAUAAUGCCUAUUAUAGCCGCGUAAAUUUAGAGAUUUGAGUUCAUAUCAUUUAAUCUAUUUAUAAGUAAGUAUGGUAAGUCAUAAUGCUAUUGAUAUUAUGGUCUUACAUUACUUGUACAUGGUAAUUAUCAAGCAUGGUAUAAUAAUUUAAGUCAGGGCGCUUAGUUCUAUAAAUAAACUCUGCAUUUAUUAGCAUUUCAUUUAAAAGUGUUUCCUUUUUGGACAAUCUUUUGCCGCAUGAAAUAGUUUUUAAGUGGAUACCUUAAGCAAUUACUUUGCCGCAGCCGAUAAUGGAAUUGACUUUGCGGACCAUGGAGAUCUCUCACAUUUUAUGGUAUUAAGUAAGAAUUAUAUGCUGGCAUCGGGAUUACAACUAUAUUGGACUAUCAGUAUCAUUUUGCGCUGGUAUAAAGAUUCGAUCAUCCAUUAUUAUAUUCAUCCAUUACGAGCGGUUAAUUAAGGAAUAAUAAAUGUUUACGUAAUUAACAUCAACGGGUGAACUGUUGCUAAUACUCUUCAAACUGUUUUUUAUUUUUGUGUUGAAAAUUCUCUUUUAUUAUAUGUGUCUGCGACUACUACAUUUGUUUUCCACCCAACUCUGUACUUUAUGUAUCUAACGUGUGUGCAAAAAUACACUAACCCUUCCUCGUGACAUUGGCAAAAAACAUUUGCAAAACUAUUAAAAUCACAAAUGUCUUGGAUUGAUUGAUAUUUCACAAAUAUACUUUUUGGCCUAAUGAAAAACUGUGCAAACAAUUCACAUUUCAAAAUUGACACACAACAACACCUUCAAUAAUAAAAUCAACAAACUGCAAAUCUUUUAUUUUGGCGAUUGUACAAAUUCAAAAAAAGUUUACAAUUGACAUGAGCCUCAUAGAAAAUCGAGAUCCAAACAAAUGCUCAGAGUUUGCAAAGAUUUUUAAACAAAAAAUCAGAUGAAAAUUGAUCUGAGCACUGAACCAAAAUUUAAAAGCCAACAAAAUAAAUUAGCAUUUUGACAGUUUUACUCAUCACAGUAAAAAACAAACAAGAAAUUAAGAAAAUAAACCGAUUUGAAAAUUUCCAAUUGUUUAUUUAAACUUGACAAUCCGCUGCUGCACGUGCCGCCAAUUUGUUGCCUUUUUCUGGGGCAAAAACAUUCUGUGGUACAACAACGAAAUCCAACAAAUCAACGACUCAUCUAACCAAC
Molecule: messenger RNA, 3905 nt
Organism: Drosophila nasuta
Lineage: Eukaryota; Metazoa; Arthropoda; Insecta; Diptera; Drosophilidae
Gene: Mvl
Product: solute carrier family member malvolio
Exons: 12
Coding region: 717-2561 (614 amino acids)
Biological process (GO): iron ion transmembrane transport; manganese ion transport
Cellular component (GO): plasma membrane; endosome membrane
Molecular function (GO): cadmium ion transmembrane transporter activity; iron ion transmembrane transporter activity; manganese ion transmembrane transporter activity
Source: RefSeq, a predicted model, not a curated record